GCGUUUGAGGGGGCGGGGCUUCUGCCUCGAGGACCAAUCGUGUGUGGCGGCGCGCGGGAGCCGGGCCCAGCCUCUUAAAGGGGCCGCAGCGGGGUUGGGGCGGGGGAAGAAGAGGAAGAGGUGGAAGAAAGGGAGGAAGGGGAGGAGGCGGAAAAGGCGGAGGAGGCGUGGUGGGACUGCCGGGCCGGGACAUGGAGCAGCGCGAGGGGGGCUGAGCGGUUGCCAAGAUGCUGCAGGUCCCGCUGCCGCUGGAUCGGGACGGGAUCCUGUUCCGGCUGCGGUUCACCACGCUGGCCCUCGGCACUGUCUUCUGCCCCCUCUUUGGCUUCCUCUUCUGCGUCAUCUGGUCUCUGCUCUUCAACUUCCGUGAGACAACUGCGACCCACUGUGGGGUGCCCAACUACCUGCCGUCCAUCAGCGCGGCCAUCGGGGGCGAGACGCCGCAGCGCUACGUGUGGCGCCUGUGCAUCGGCCUGCACUCGGCCCCGCGCCUGCUGGUGGCCGUGGCCUACUGGAACCACUACCAGAGCUGCCACUGCCCCCACCCCCGCUACCUGCGCCUCUGCCACCUCACCCUGCUGCUCAACCUGCUCGAGAACUUCGCCCUCCUCAUCCUCACCUACGUCUCCUCCACCGAGAACUAUGCAAUCCACGAAAAUGCCUUCAUCGUGUUCAUCACGUCAGCCUUGGGCCACAUGCUGCUCACCUGCAUCCUCUGGAGAAUGACUAAGAAACACACAGUAAGUCCCGAGGAGCGCAAGUCGUACAAGUGGAAGCAGCUGCUCUUCUUCUUCACUUUCAUCACAUUUGCAUUUGCUGUGUGUGUUUACUUCCACCACAACUGGUACUGCGGCCCUGGAGUGUACACUAUCUUCGCCUUCCUGGAGUACCUGGUUGUCCUCUCCAACAUGGCCUUCCACAUGACUGCCUUCUGGGACUUUGGCAACAAGGAGCUGGUGGUGAGCUCGCUGCUGGAGGACAAGCACUUCUAGCCAGCCCACCCUGGGCUCCUCUUCCCUGUGCUGCCGGGGUGUUUGCUGUGGAGCUGCUGCCAGGAUCAUCCCAGGUCCCAGGAGUGUCUGUCCCUAGCUGCACCUGCAGCUUCUUCCAGGGGAGCAGUGGGCUCUUCCCAGGGACCCCUGUCCUGCCUCCCUGCCUGCUCCAGAGGGGCAGGACAGAGGAGGAGCAGGGACCUGGGGCUGUUGCUUUGGAGGAUGCUCCAGGAUGCAGCUCUCAGUGUCAAGGCAUGGGGGUCCAGCCCUGCCCUGUCCUUUCUUGGCCUGGGGGUCUCAUGGCUCCUCCUCCAGGAUGGGGGUCUUGGGCCAGUCCUCAAAAAGGGCUGGUGGCCUUUUGGGCUGGCUUCAGGCACUGGAGCAGGGCCCAUCUGUUCCUGAGUCCCCUGGAGGGAGCAGGAAGGUGCUGGGCUGUGCAGGGACUGCCCAGAGCAGGGUGGAGCACAAAGGGCAGAGCAGGUGCUGAGAGCAUUCACUCUCACUCCUGCCUUUCCCAGAAGCCCCCCCAGCAGCACAGGCUGCUCCAGGGGUGCUGUGCUCAUUCCAACCCAGUUUGGGGAGGAAGGGUGAGUGUGCUGGAGGUCUUUGUCCCAUGUUCCCCUGUGCCAUGGGGCUGGGAGCUGCUGGGGUUGAGCAGUGCCCCCCGUAUGCAGCUUUGGCUGCCAGGGCACAGGGGGCAUGGCUGGAUGGCAGCUGGGGGCUGGCAGUGUCCCCAAGCUCUUCCUGCAGUGCUGCUGGAAGGGGCACCUGGAGCUGUCUUGGUUCUGGGGAGGUCUGCACUUGCCAGGGCUCAUCCCACCCCACGCUUGGCCAGGAAGGAGCAGCCCUCCCUGCCCUUUGCCUGAGCACAGCCACCACCAAGAUCCCCUGGGCUGUCCCAGUGCUCAUCCAGGGCUGGGCAGAGCCUCCUGCAGCAGGAGCUGUGGGGCCCUGGCAGAGCUGGGGCUGAGCUGGCUGGAGCAGCUCCUGCUGCACGUGUCCAUCGUCAGUGUCCCCAUCGGGCUCCAUCCGUGUCCCUGCAUGCGUGUGAGGCUUUGAGGUGGAAAUAAAGCACUAAGUAUUUUUGUGA
This is a messenger RNA of Oenanthe melanoleuca, 2082 nucleotides long. RefSeq names its product post-GPI attachment to proteins 2 (gene PGAP2). Gene Ontology annotation, cellular component: Golgi membrane; endoplasmic reticulum membrane. Gene Ontology annotation, biological process: GPI anchor biosynthetic process. The transcript has 6 exons. The record is from RefSeq and is a predicted model, not a curated record. NCBI's taxonomy places the organism in Eukaryota, Metazoa, Chordata, Aves, Passeriformes, Muscicapidae. The coding region runs from base 228 to 992 and encodes 254 amino acids.